Seriola aureovittata is the source of this 3281-nucleotide messenger RNA. Its product is annotated as alanine--glyoxylate aminotransferase 2, mitochondrial-like. NCBI's taxonomy places the organism in Eukaryota, Metazoa, Chordata, Actinopteri, Carangiformes, Carangidae. The transcript has 14 exons. Gene Ontology annotation, molecular function: pyridoxal phosphate binding; L-alanine:glyoxylate transaminase activity. Gene Ontology annotation, biological process: glyoxylate catabolic process. Gene Ontology annotation, cellular component: mitochondrion. Bases 1255 to 2805 code for a protein of 516 amino acids. The record is from RefSeq and is a predicted model, not a curated record.
UAAACAUCAGUAUGUUAACAUCUCAUUGUAUGUAUAUUAGCCUGCUGACAUUAACAUUUAGCUCAAAGUACUGCUGUGUCUGAGGACUGCUUCACAGAGCCUUAGUGUGGCUGUAGCUUGUAGUCAGCUUGCACAGAUACAGUAUAAGGACUCAAUUCAUGGGAAAGGAAAGGGAUCUUUUCUCAUCUUUUCAGUCAUCUAGUCAGUGUACUUUUGCAGGCUUUAUGACAAAUAACAUAAACCCUCCAUCUUUCUUCUUGUAUUAAUGAGAGUGACACAGAGGCAACCCUCAUUAGACUUGAGUGAUUCAAUCAAUAAUUCAAUUUGCUACAGCCUACACAGCUGUUUUGGGAACACAACCCCACAACAUGAUGAUAUAUAUAAUACAAACACACAAACACAAAUACACACACACACGCACAUAUAUAUAUAUGUAUAUAUAUAUAUAUAUACAUAUAUAUACAUACAUAUACAUCACCCUGAAAUCCAAGUCAGUGUAACCAAGUAGACCAUUCAGAGUUUGUCAUGGUUAAAAUUUCCUAAAGAAACUAAUUUAUCUAACAAACGUGACACACACCCAACCCAAGUCAACAUCCCCCUCAUCAUAUUUACCAACUACAUAACUGAUUUCAUGUCCAAAUUUUUACUGCCGUUAGCCUUAUGACUGCCUCAGUAGUGCGUGGUUCUUCACACUGGUGGGCACUAGUUUGGAUUGAAUAUGGUAAAGGGUGGAGAUGUGGAAGGAAUCGGUGUGUUAAGUUAUGUAUAGAUGAGUGCAGGUUUUUAUGUACAGCCACUGCCACCCCCACCUCUCAGGUGCUCUGACAACCAGCUGCUCUGGUCAUCAAAGCACUUGCCUAUUUUCCUUUCUGUAAGAGGGAAAGCAGGCAUAGUAUGAGUAUUGAGGAGGGUGGGUUGUCACACUUAAGGCAUAUCAAACUCCCACUCACUUCAGAGUGAGGCAAGCGUCUUCUGCAGCCAUUAACAGGAAAGAACCGGCACCAUCCAACAUAUUUGGUCUUUUCUCUAAACUCUGUGAAUGUAGUGGAAAUCUCAUGACCAGGUACCACUAGUUAUAUAUUUAUCUAUGUGACGUUGCAGAGAAAUCAUUGUAGUUUGGUAAGGUCAGGGUACCAUUGGCUGUGCUAUGUCCACCCAUCAUUGUGGCCUUUUAGAAAAAGCCGUAGACAAAUCUGCUGCUGAGUGUCAAACAGCGAAGGGAGAAGGAUAGUGUCCCCUCUUUACCUACUCAACAUGUACAAAGUAGUAUCCUGUCUAAGUGUCCGCUCUGCAGGUCUCACGGGACAGAUUUGCAGUUCACCUGGUUUGGCCAAAUUUCACGUGGGAAAUGGUGCAGUAUGUCAGAAAUCGGCCCUCAAAUACCGUCCCACAGACCUCCCAGAGUUGCCACCAUGCAAUUUCAAGCCAGAGGAAUACAAGGGUAUGUCCAAAGAGCGCAUGAUGGAGAUUCGCAGGCAGAACUGCAACCCCAUGACCAUGAAGAUUACCUACUAUAAGAAACCAGUGUUCAUCCACCAGGGACACAUGCAGUGGCUGUGGGAUGUGGAUGGGAGGCGAUAUCUGGAUCUGUUUGCUGGUGUGGCUACUGUUGGUGUGGGCCACUGCCACCCGAAAGUGACAGCAGCCGCAGAGCAGCAGAUGAAGAGACUGUGGCAUACUACUAACAUCUACGUCUAUCCUCCUCUCCAUGAGUAUUGUGAGAAACUAGCUUCCUACUUACCGGAUCCUCUUAAGGUGGUAUAUCUGACCAACAGCGGCUCAGAGGCCAACGACCUGGCUAUGUUGAUGGCUCGACUCCACACAGGCAACUUUGAUAUCAUCACUUUCAAUGGAUCAUACCACGGUGGCAGCUCACAGACCAUGGGCCUGACCUCCAACUCACCAUAUAAAUAUCCCGUCCCCACUGGUUCAGGCUGCACAAAUACCAUGUGUCCUGAUGUGUUCAGAGGUCCGUGGGGAGGCAGCCACUGCAGGGACUCUCCUGUGCAGACCACCAGAGAGUGUAGCUGUUCCCAAGGUCAUUGCAUGGCAAAUGAACAAUACCUCAGACAGCUCAAGGAGACAUUUGCUACCAGUGUCCCGAGUCGAAUUGCUGCAUUCUUUGCAGAGCCUAUUCAGGGAAUGGGGGGAGCUGUGCAGUACCCCAAGAACUACCUCAAGGAGGCUUAUAAACUUGUGAGAGAGAGAGGAGGACUCUGCAUUGCUGAUGAGGUGCAGACUGGAUUUGGGCGAACAGGAAGCCACUUCUGGGGUUUCCAAGGUCAUGGCAUCGUUCCUGAUAUGGUUACAAUGGCGAAGGGGAUUGGUAAUGGAUUCCCAAUAGGAGCUGUUGUUACAACACCAGAAAUUGCGUCGUCCUUUGUAAAGGCGUUCCACUUCAACACCUUUGGAGGAAAUGCCAUGGCUUGUGCAGUUGGUUCAUCAGUGCUCGAUACUAUCAAAGAGGAUGGAACACAGCAGAACAGUCUGCAUGUGGGCACCUAUCUGAUGACAGAGCUGGCCAAACUCAGAGACAAGUAUGAGAUCAUCGGUGAUGUCCGUGGAAAAGGCCUGCAGAUCGGUGUGGAGAUGGUCAAAGACAAGGCCAGCAGAGACCCACUGCCUCCGGAGGUAAUGAGUGAACUCUUUGAAGACAUAAAGGACAUGGGGGUCCUGAUAGGGAAAGGAGGAGUAUACGGACAGACCUUCCGCGUCCAACCCCCCAUGUGCAUCACAAAGGAGGAUGUAGAUUUCUUUGUGGCAGUUUUUAACAAAGCCAUCCACAGCUACAUGGCAAGAAAAUAAGGUCAGUGGAGUAACUCAAUGCCAAGGACCAAACCUGGACACCCGCUCAGCAAUGAAUCCUGCAUUUGUUUAAAUCUGUGACUGCAACUGAGAAAAUGUAAUUGAUAAUGACUUUGCUGUUGUGGAAAACUAUUUCCUUCUGUAAAAAAGGAACUUUUAACACUUAAUAAUCUGCAAGUUAUAAUUAUCAAGACACACGUGAAGCAGUCGGUCCUGCUUUAUUGCUUUUUUCCCCUUUAGUGAGGAAUCAAUCAUUCAAUACACUGAACAAACACUAUUGUGAUGAACACAAAUGGAUGAUUUUAUAGUCAGUCUGCAGCUGAACACUGUUACCAACUAUAUAUUUAUAUAUAAAUAUAUAAAUAAAAGUAAUAAUUAUCUUGUUUGAAAAGAAAAAAAUAUUUGUGCUUUUAAAUAUUUGCUUAAAUGUAAAAUUUGUUUUCUAAUUUGUUUCUCAAUAAAAACAGCAUAUAACA